Molecule: messenger RNA, 1294 nt
Organism: Verruconis gallopava
Lineage: Eukaryota; Fungi; Ascomycota; Dothideomycetes; Venturiales; Sympoventuriaceae
Exons: 2
Coding region: 8-1294 (428 amino acids)
Source: RefSeq, a predicted model, not a curated record
UCCUCACAUGAGCUGGUCAUGCACUGUGAAUCAGGAACAAUAUAAAGCAGCACGUCCACGGUUUCGAAUGAUGCCUUCAAACAAAAUGAAUGCAGCGAAUUGGGCGUCACCCCGCUCCGAGGGACCAUUCAAAUAUAUAGACGUUGACACUUCACAGCAUAUAGUCCGACUAUUGAGAGUAUUCCGUCGUGACGAUGGGACGACUGAGGGACAAAUACAACACUUUAAUAUCGAGAAAGCACCGCCAUACCGAGCUUUAUCUUAUACAUGGGGCCCGAAAACUGCAACGGAGAAAAUAUGUGUAGAUGGGUACGGGCUCGUCAUUCGACGCAAUCUGUAUAGGUUUUUGGACAAAUACAAAAUAAAACACGAAGGCGAAUGGAUCUGGAUUGAUCAAAUCUGCAUUAACCAGCUCUCGACCACGGAGCGCAACCACCAAGUGCGGUUGAUGUCUCGGAUAUAUCGAGGUGCUCAGGAGGUCAUCGUUUGGAUGAAUGAAGAAGAACAUGAAAUAAUAGAAAACUCGUUGCCUUGCACAGAGAAAUGCAAGAGGGCUCGCCACAUGGGCGAAAAGACGUGCACAUGGAUUCAGGGACUUCUCCAAAAUCGAUACUGGCGUCGUCUAUGGAUCAUACAAGAAGUUCUUCUAGCGAAAUCUCUGACAAUUUGGUACUGCGGUGAGAUAAUAUCUUGGGCGGAAGUCUCUGCUUACGCUCGGGUUGGAAGUGCACCAUUACAGCUACACUUCCUCGUUGCAGAGUCUGAGCACAUCAAAAGAAAGCCCUUGAGUCUGAUGGGAGCCAUCCGCUAUUGCUAUGACAGCUUAUGCGAGGAUUUGCGAGACAAGGUAUACGGACUGCAAGCGCUCAUACAGGACGAACAGCAGCUUGACAUUGACUACGCAAAGUCGAGAGAUCAAGUGUUUGUUGACACCAUCAUGAUGAUUUUGUCGACCGAUCUUUACGCUGCUCGAAUUCACGAUUGCAUGCUUCAGCUCGCACGCGCAAUGCAAAUCCAGAACUGGUGUGAUAAAGGAUCGCGACCACUAGAAGCUAUCAUUGAACUGACAAAGAUCUACUCCGCGAAAGCCUCUUUAUCUAACUGGUACAGAGAGGAGCUGCAAUUUGGAUUGAUGACUUUGGUAGAAGGUGAUGAUGCAGCGUUCGAUGAAUGGUACUUGUGGCAUCGAGACUAUGUUGUAGGGGCAGGCCUUGUAAGAUCGAGAAGUGGUUUGAUUGGAAAGGAUUUGACAUAUCUGGUUAUGCCGGACAGUCUGGAUUCGAUGAAUAACUAA